AGUCAGUAGUCAGCCGCCAAGUCAAGAAGCUCCAAAGUCAUCCAAGAUGAGCAAAGUAGUUCUCCUAAUCGUGGUCAUCAUUGGCGCACUUGGCUGCCUUGCGGUGGCCCUGCCCCAGCGUCCGUAUACCACGCCACUGAUCUACUAUCCACCUCCACCGCCGCCACCCCGAAUCUACAGGGCGCGCCGCCAGGUGCUGGGUGGCUCACUGACAUCCAAUCCGAGUGGUGGCGCCGACGCCCGAUUGGAUCUAAGCAAGGCCGUAGGUACUCCCGAUCACCAUGUGAUUGGUCAAGUGUUCGCAGCGGGCAACACCCAGACCAAGCCGGCAUCCACUCCCGUAACCAGCGGCGCCACACUGGCCUACAACAAUCAUGGACACGGCCUGGAGUUGACCAAAACCCAUACGCCCGGUGUGCGGGACAGCUUCCAGCAGACGGCCACCGCCAACUUGUUCAACAACGGAGUCCACAAUCUGGAUGCCAAGGCAUUUGCCUCACAGAACCAGCUGGCCAAUGGCUUCAAGUUCGAUAGGAAUGGAGCUGGCCUGGAUUACUCGCACAUCAAUGGUCAUGGAGCCAGCCUGACGCACGCCAACAUACCCGGACUGGGCAAGCAGUUGGAGCUGGGUGGACGGGCCAAUCUCUGGCAGUCGCAGGAUCGCAACACCAGGCUCGAUCUUGGCAGCACGGCCUCCAAGUGGACAAGUGGACCCUUCAAGGGCCAGACCGAUCUGGGCGCCAAUCUGGGGCUCUCCCAUUACUUUGGCUAA
Drosophila erecta is the source of this 772-nucleotide messenger RNA. RefSeq names its product attacin-C. The record is from RefSeq and is a predicted model, not a curated record. Gene Ontology annotation, biological process: defense response to bacterium. NCBI's taxonomy places the organism in Eukaryota, Metazoa, Arthropoda, Insecta, Diptera, Drosophilidae. Bases 47 to 772 code for a protein of 241 amino acids. The transcript has 2 exons. Gene Ontology annotation, cellular component: extracellular region.